CUCCGGCCACCGCCCCGUCCCUGGUGGCCUGCUGCUUGAGCAGCUGCUGCCUCCGUCCCGUUCGUGCUGGUGAGCAGCUGCUGCAUCGGGCUGCUGAGAGCUGAGAUCCAUAUUCUCUCUCCUUUGACUUGCAAAAAAAAAAAAAUCCAAAAAAAAAAAAAUCAGAAAGCAUGGCGUCGUCGUCUACAGGCUAUGUUAGCAUUCCUCGGUGCCCGGUGAUCUUUGAUGGCACUAACUAUGGGGAGUUUGCUAGCUUCAUGCGCAUUCAUAUGCGCGGUCUUCGUCUUUGGGGCGUUCUUACCGGCGAGGUCCCCUGUCCGCCGCGCCCCAUUGCUCCUGUGCCUCCUACCCCGCCGCAUGUGCCACAGGCCCUUGCUGCUGAUGCUCCACAGACUGCCAAGGAUACGGCCAAGGCUGCCGAAACAACUGCUGAUGAAGCAUAUGAGCAGCAGGUACUUGAUUAUUCAGAGGCGCUUGGUUCCUACCGAGAGAGUCUUGCUGUCUUUACUCAGUGGUGUGAUGAGGAUGCGAGGGCUGCUGCUGUUCUCUCCCAGAGUGUUCAGCCGCAGUUUGCUUCUGAGUUCAUGGACCUUACUACUGUUGCUGACAUGUGGUCCCAGCUUCGUCAGCACUAUCAGCCUUCUGGUGAUUCUCUCUUUCUAUCCGUGCUGCGCCGGAGCAUGACCUUCAGCAGAGGUGACUCCACCGUUGAUGAGUUCCACACCCGAGUUCUCGCGAUUUGGCGCCAGCUUGACUCCCUCAGCAGUGUUGUCCGUGGUACUUGCCGCUGUUGCCGGACCGUGCGGUCGGAUGUGGAGUUCGGGGAGGAUCCAUGA
Molecule: messenger RNA, 836 nt
Organism: Lolium perenne
Lineage: Eukaryota; Viridiplantae; Streptophyta; Magnoliopsida; Poales; Poaceae
Source: RefSeq, a predicted model, not a curated record